GUCUCGCGCGAAGUCACCAGGAGGCUCCGCGAAGCCUGCGCUUCUGCUGACUGGAGGGACUCGGAUUUUGCGGCGCGGGGCUGGCGCCAUGUUCCUCACCGCUGUUCUCCGCCGCGCUCGCAUCCCGGGCCGGCAGACGAUCGGGAAGCACCGGCUGCCGCGGUUCGUGUCUGAGCAGGCAAAGCAGAACAUGAUCCGCCGCCUGGAGGUGGAGGCGGAGAACCACUACUGGCUGAGCAUGCCCUACAUGACCGCCGAGCAGGAACGCGGCCACGCCGCCGAGCGCCGGGCUCGGGCCUUCGAGGCCCUUAAGGCAGCACACGCGGCCAAGUUCCCCCCGCACAGGUUCGUUGCCGACCAGCUCGACCAUCUCAAUGUCACCAGGAAGUGGGCCUGACCCCGAGCCUUGCCCUUCGACUGUGUGGAUGACGGGACUGCGCUGCCUACCUGACCUUGGAACUGAAACCAAUCUCUGUACAAUUGUGACUCUUGAGACCAGUGUCUUACUGAAACAAGCCAACCUGAAUGCGAGGGCCUGUCUGUAGAAUACCUGGGGCCGUGGAGAGUAGGAGCAGCGGCCUGUUAGGUUUCUUAUUUUUGGAGCUUGAUAGGAAGACAUUAGGGAUUUCCUGUGUCAUAAAUGAUAUAAAAAUAUCUGGGAUGAAAGCUGCAAUAAAACUGUCUAUUGUGAUUUCA
This is a messenger RNA of Heterocephalus glaber (naked mole-rat), 696 nucleotides long. It is a transcript of the gene Mrpl57, whose product is annotated as mitochondrial ribosomal protein L57. Gene Ontology annotation, cellular component: mitochondrial ribosome. NCBI's taxonomy places the organism in Eukaryota, Metazoa, Chordata, Mammalia, Rodentia, Bathyergidae. Gene Ontology annotation, molecular function: structural constituent of ribosome. Gene Ontology annotation, biological process: mitochondrial translation. The record is from RefSeq and is a predicted model, not a curated record.